AUGCACUCGGAGAAGGAUGCGGCCGCUGGGGCCGGGCCUACUGUGGCUACUCGGGGCUCGAACGGGUGGGAGAAGCCCACAGCGCUCGCCUCUCGCGGGGUCCCAACCACGGAGCUCCAGUUCCGCUGGGAGUCGCCGAGGCGAGAAGCAGAAAUGCCGCCGGCCUCCGGUUGUGGGGGUGGCGCCGACAAACCACGCGAGGAGAAGAGGCCGGUGCUGAACAAGGUUGUCAUACGGCGGCUGCCUCCUAGUCUCACGAAGGAGCAGCUGGAAGAGCAGCUACGUCCACUCCCUGCGCACGAUUACUUUGAAUUCUGUACUGCUGAUCUCAGCCUUUAUCCUCAUCUCUACUCAAGAGCAUACAUUAAUUUUAGAAAUCCUGAUGACAUCCUUCUGUUCAGAGACCGUUUUGAUGGCUUUGUCUUCAUUGACAGUAAAGGCUUAGAAUAUCCUGCCGUGGUAGAAUUUGCUCCAUUCCAAAAGAUAUCCAAAAAGAAGCUAAAGAAAAAAGAUGCCAAAACUGGAAGCAUUGAAGAUGACCUAGACUAUAAGAAGUUUCUGGAAGCUUACUGUGUGGAGGAAGAGAAAAUCGUAGCCAGUCCUGAGUCUCUUCUGGGGGAGAUCGAAGCCAAGACAAGAGAACUCAUUGCUAGAAGAACCACACCUCUUUUGGAAUAUAUUAAAAAUAGAAAACUGGAGAAGCAGCGAAUUCGAGAAGAGAAGCGAGAAGAACGAAGGAGACGGGAAUUAGAAAAGAAACGCUUACGGGAAGAAGAGAAAAGAAAAAGAAGAGAGGAAGAAAGAUGUAAGAGAAAGGAGGCCGACAAACAGAAGAAAACUAUUGAGGAAGAAAGAAAGAUCAAGCUUCUUAAGAAACCUGAAAAGGGAGAGGAACCAACCACAGAGAAACCAAAAGAAAGAGGAGAGGAAAUUGGUAUUGGAGAUGGAAAAUGGGAAAAAUUUCCUAGCUGUCCAGUCAUAAAAUCCAAGUCUUUAGAAAGCUCACAGAAGAAACUCAAGGAAAAGUCACAAAAUGACAGUGAGAAAGAGCAAAGGGAUACGGAGAGAAGAUUUCGAGAAAAAGAGCUUGAAACACAGAGAUGUCACUUGGAUGAUGGCAGGAAGCGUAGUGCUCACUGUGAAUUCGAUAAGUUUCUGAGAAGGACCGAAGAUGAGCUGAAAUGGGGGAAAGGGCUCCCUGCAGACCAAGGGAAGCCCACCUGCAGCUUCUCGGUGGAGGCGGUAGAGAGACUGGGGACAGAGAAGUGCGGUAGUGUCGCGGCACCCAGAAAGGAGCGCACGAGAAACAAGGAUCGGCCAGCCAUACAGUUGUACCAGCCAGGGGCUCGCAUCCGACCCCGCGUGAGCCUUACAAGCAGCACCUGUGAGUGUGUUGGGCUUCCACCUGCUGAGGAGAGCUCUGAGGGGAUGAAGGACCAGGCAGACGCCUCACCUGGGGCCACUUCGAAGAAGAGUGAAGAGUCCACCCACGAGUAA
Molecule: messenger RNA, 1497 nt
Organism: Chrysochloris asiatica (Cape golden mole)
Lineage: Eukaryota; Metazoa; Chordata; Mammalia; Afrosoricida; Chrysochloridae
Gene: UPF3A
Product: UPF3 regulator of nonsense transcripts homolog A (yeast)
Exons: 10
Coding region: 1-1497 (498 amino acids)
Biological process (GO): positive regulation of translation; nuclear-transcribed mRNA catabolic process, nonsense-mediated decay
Cellular component (GO): cytoplasm; nucleolus
Molecular function (GO): telomeric repeat DNA binding
Source: RefSeq, a predicted model, not a curated record